AUGCAACUGAUCGCAAUUUCCCAAAGUCAAAACGAAGAGUUUUCGAGUUUCUUGUCGAGUCACGAAGUUAAUUGGCACUUCAUCCCGCCCUCUGCACCCUAUUUCGGAGGCAUUUGGGAGACUGGUGUGCGAUCUAUUAAGCUGCACCUGAAACGAGUUGUUGGCAGCAGUGCACUAACAUUCGAGGAAUAUUCGACCCUGCCCAUACAGAUUGAAGGACUUCUGAAUUCUCGUCCUUUGUGCGCACCCAGCGACCACAGUCUUAAUCCGCAAACCCCUUCUCAUUUUCUAACAGGUCAGCCUCUCACUUCGACCAAGGUCCAAGGGUUCUGGAAACGCUGGAAUCUAGAGUAUCUCAACACUCUUCAAGCUCGCACGAAAUGGCAACAAGAUGCUCAGAACAUUGCCAUGAACACCCUGGUUGUGCUGAAGGAGUCAAAUCAACCGCCAAGCAAGUGGUUGUUGGGACGAGUCGUAGAGGUGCAUCCUGACCAGGAUCAGAGGGUCCGUGUCGUCACAGUGAAAACAGCUAGAGGAACCUACAAGCGGCCUAUUACGAAAAUUGCUGUGCUUCCUUUGAACUGA
Drosophila kikkawai is the source of this 585-nucleotide messenger RNA. RefSeq lists its product as uncharacterized. Gene Ontology annotation, molecular function: nucleic acid binding. The record is from RefSeq and is a predicted model, not a curated record. NCBI's taxonomy places the organism in Eukaryota, Metazoa, Arthropoda, Insecta, Diptera, Drosophilidae.